This is a messenger RNA of Eupeodes corollae, 1656 nucleotides long. Its product is annotated as cytochrome P450 6g1-like. The transcript is spliced from 4 exons. Gene Ontology annotation, biological process: response to DDT; insecticide catabolic process. Gene Ontology annotation, molecular function: heme binding; oxidoreductase activity, acting on paired donors, with incorporation or reduction of molecular oxygen; iron ion binding. The record is from RefSeq and is a predicted model, not a curated record. Lineage: Eukaryota; Metazoa; Arthropoda; Insecta; Diptera; Syrphidae. Bases 89 to 1627 code for a protein of 512 amino acids.
GUAACUUAUGCCUCAUUUUGAGAAUUCUGUUUCAAGACCAUCAGACUGAAUUCUUAGCUGUUUGAUUUAAGUUGAAUCCUCAACGAACAUGGCCCUUAGUAUUUUGCUUUUAGUCCUGAUAGUCACCCUCACAAUAUUCUACCUAUGGAUGAAAAACCAAUAUUCCUACUGGAAGAAGAAGAACAUACCUUACAUCAAACCAUUUCCAUUGAUUGGCAGCCUAAAGGAAAUUCUCACAAUGACGAGUUGUCCAGCUGAACAAUUGGCUGCUGUGUGUAACGAUAAAAGCGUGAAAAACCAUCCUGCUUUUGGAAUCUACUUGCUCAAUAGACCAAUUCUUGUCAUAAAAGAUCCUGCUCUGUCCAAACUUAUUCUAAUCAAAGAAUUCAAUAAGUUUUCAGAUCGUUUUGCUUCAGCGGAUCCUCAUGGCGAUCCAUUGGCAUUCAAUAAUCUAUUCUUUCUGAAAGGUGCUCCUUGGAGAGAGAUGCGGACCAAAGUGACACCAGUAUUUACCAGUGGAAAGUUGAAGCAAAUGUUUCCACUAAUUGAAGAGAUAGGAUUUGAGCUGAAUGAGUACCUGUGUCGAUUGACUAAAGACAACAAAACUUCUAUGCAGGAAAUCAAAGAAAUCAGCGCCCUCUUUGGAACCGAUGUUAUUGCAUCGGUAGCAUUUGGAAUGUAUGCCAAUUGUUUGAAAGAUGAAAACAGUGACUUUAGAAGAAAUGGAAAACCAAUCUUCAAAUGGAAUACGAUGAGAGCUUACGAAUUUAUUGUCAUGUUCUUCUUUCCACAAUUGGUUAAAUUAUUUCGUGCUAAGUUAUUCCCUACGGAAGCAACAAAGUUUCUGGUUGACUCCAUAAGUUUUGUAAUGGCUGAUAGAGCAAAAUCUAGAAUACCCAGAAAUGACUUAAUUGAUAUUCUUGUGAAGAUAAAAGAGACUUCAGAAGCUGAAGGUGAAGAUUUGGAUAAGAAGAAGCUAAUUGCACAAGCUGCUGUCUUCUUCGCUGCUGGGUUUGAGACUUCUUCGUCGAUUAUUUCAUUUGGAUUGCAUGAAUUGUCAAGGAAACCCGAAUUGCAGAAACGUUUGAGAGAAGAAAUUAAAGAGUCUCUUCUAGAAAAUGAUGGCAAAACCAGUUAUGAAUCCCUCAAUGCAAUGAAGUAUUUGGAUAUGGUAGUGCUAGAGGUGUUGAGAAUGUACCCACCACAACCAUUUCUCGAUCGAAUAUGUACUCUGCCCAAAGGUGAGGAGGAGUUCUCGUUGAGACCACACAUUGACUUGAGUAUUCCACAUGGAAUGCCAGUUUUUUUUCCACUCCUAGCCCUUCAAAGAGAUCCCAAGUUCUUUCCAAAUCCCGAUGAAUUUGAUCCUGAGAGAUUUUCCCCCGAAAAUAAGCCAAAAAUAAUACCAUUUUCAUACAUGCCAUUUGGGGUUGGACCACACAAUUGUAUUGGUGAACGAUUAGGAGUUUUCCAGUCGAAAAUGGGUAUUGUUAACUUUCUGAGGAGUCACUAUGUGGAACCCUGUGAAAAAUCCCACGAAAAAAUUAAACUAGAUCCUAAAGGUUUGCUAUUAAGUGCCAAAGGAGGAAUUUAUGUCAACUUAGUUAGGGAUUCAUUGAUUUGUUGAGACAUAAAAAUAACUUUGAUAAAGAAAAU